This is a messenger RNA of Cylindrotheca closterium, 628 nucleotides long. Lineage: Eukaryota; Bacillariophyta; Bacillariophyceae; Bacillariales; Bacillariaceae. The record is from the annotation of a GenBank genome assembly.
AUGGAGCCCUCGGAAACAACUCCUUCUCGCGUUCAACGUCCCCCAACACUGGCCGAACGGAUCUCGAACCUCAUUCAGGUGAACAUGGAAGGGAUACCAGGCAAAUGUCACAUCUUUGAGACUACUUUCUCCGUGGACUAUCAAGGGUCGGAUUCAGGAACUGUGGCGGAGGCGCUCUUGUCGACAGUUCUGAAUUCUAUGGAGGAAGCCAUCAACAAUUCCCCUAAUGAAUUGAAGCUUCUUCCGAUCUCUGAUACCACAUAUAAGCAACCAAAUCUUUGGAUUCGAAACUCAGUAGAUUCACGUAAUCGCAUUUCGACUUAUCGCGCUCUGUCGACUUACUGUGAUAUGGAAUACGGUAACUGUCCCUACGCGGCAACCAACAGCAAGCCGGGCGAGAAGAAACUACGCACACGCAUUCGCGUCGGCUUCUCGGCUGAGGCUUCGGUCGAGGCCGUCCAAGACUAUCUUCAUACCGGAUUACGUCAAUUGGGGAGAGGUGCUGGGUGCUACCCUUCUCCCUUGCAGUAUGGAGAAAUUGUGAAGAUCGGAUCAUGCUCGUUUAUUCCUGCAGAAGUCAACUUCUCAGCUUAUGCAAAGGAACUGAUGAGACUAUUUGAUUUCGAAG